Molecule: messenger RNA, 1113 nt
Organism: Striga asiatica
Lineage: Eukaryota; Viridiplantae; Streptophyta; Magnoliopsida; Lamiales; Orobanchaceae
Source: the annotation of a GenBank genome assembly
GCAAAGGAAAGGUGUCCUUAUAAGAGUAUUCCAACUUUUCCCCUCUAUGUGAGAGCUCAUCCGGAUGGUACUUUCACACGAACAUGGAGGAAAGGAGUUCAAUUUCGCCUUCUGCCUAAUAGGGUUUUCGAGUUUCAUGCUCCAAAGAGUGGUAAUGAAGAAGAUUUAGAUCGCAUAAAUCGAACUGCAAACCCCCCCUUUUUCUUCUCUUCGUCCCGAGAACCCGAAAGGGAUUCGUCAACAACUACAGCUCAUACUCUGACAACGGAGUCAAUGGUAUCACUUAUUCAAUCCUUCAACAUCUGCUUUAAAGAGCUAAGCCCGGGUAUGGAUGGGCCACUACACCUUUCUUCUACACAAAUUCUGACUUCGCCGAGUCUAUCGCCAAUUCUACACAAUUUCAUUCUUUCGCAAUCUUCUCGUUUGACUGUGAAAAGCCCCAAAAUGGAUGUCGUUGAGGCACUAGGUUUAGAGGUAAAGGCAGGGUUCCCAAAAUUUGGAGACGAUUUCAUAAUCAAGACGAUUUCUGAAGCUUCAGCUCGUAGAUCUAUUCAGCUCACUUCUUUCUACAAUAUCUUCCCAGAACUCGUCUCCCCAAAUGUUUCAGCAAGCAGCAGCCAGUUACCAAUAAACUCAGAAAAGAAGACUGAUCAUCAGAUGAGCACUCAGCUCCCUGCAGCUAACACAACCAAUUUGCAAAGUCGUUUGAAAUCACCUUCUUCGUCUGGCAGCCACAAGGCUAUUUUCAGUACAGAUGACCACAAUGUGGAUACGACUGAUGUGUCGGGUGGUUUCAAAGUGAAAGCUGCUUUUGGGGAAGAGAAGAUACGCUUCAGCAUGCAGCCGCACUGGAGUUUCCAACGACUGCUGCAGGAGGUACUGAGGCGCUUUAACGUGGACAACAGUGCUAGAAUUGAUCUGAAGUAUUUAGAUGACCUAGAGUGGGUGCUCUUGACUUGUGAUGCUGAUCUGGAAGAGUGUAUAGACAUACACAAAUACACAGGUCCUGCAAGAGAAAUAAUUAAAUCACUUCCAGCAGAAGAAAGACAUAGCUUCUACCUGACAAUGAUCGUCUCUUUCAAUGCUAGUCACAAUAAUCUGGUGCAGCUAUAG